This is a messenger RNA of Theobroma cacao (cacao), 1497 nucleotides long. The record is from RefSeq and is a predicted model, not a curated record. NCBI's taxonomy places the organism in Eukaryota, Viridiplantae, Streptophyta, Magnoliopsida, Malvales, Malvaceae.
CCAGACCCAAGCAGACCAUUCUGGAAGCUGAAGGUGAAGCUGCUAAAUCAAAGCAUUUGCAGUUCAAGCUAGUGUCCUAGACAAUUAUGCCGCACUCCUUGUCAAUUUUUCACUGACCUGGAUGUACAAUCUGUAGUCUGAGAUGGGCACUUGCAUGAAUGCAUGAAGGCAUAUAAUCAGAGGGUUCCUCUAGUCAGUGGGUUGAUGUGAUGAAGAAGAGAGCAAUACAUGAGGAGAUAAUUAAUUUGGUUCAUAAGCAGCGCUCUAGCAAUCAUGUGGACAAGGAAGAUCAAUCUGAAGUUACUGCUUCGAAGAUAAAGGAGAUAAAAGUGGAAGGGUGAAGAGGGUAACAGGAGCUACGUCUUAUGAUUGGAAUGGUUGAGCUCAUAAGAAAUAUUCUAUGAUCUUAUGAGCCAGGUUUGUUGGCCAAAUAAGCUCGCGGUUCUAAAAGAAAGGCAACAAACUUCAAGGAUGAGGAGUAUUAAUAAGUUCUGUGCCAACAAAUCAUCAUAUGGAGGCUGGUCUUUCAGUAAGAAGUAAUGAAGGGUUUGGAUCAAAUAGGUUGGAUUCUGCUGUCCUGGAUCUUGUUGCUGAUGAUGGUGAAGGUUUGCAGAAACAAAAAUCCAGAUUUCAUUGGGAUAAGAGGAGUAAAAAGUAUGUCAAAUUGAAUAACAGUGAACGUGUUACAGCUAGUGGGAAGGUUAAGACGGAGAGUGGUGCAAAAGUAAAAGCUCAGAAAACAGGAAUAUACAAGAAGUGGAAAGAACGAUCUCACAGAAAAGUAUCUCUCAAAGGAACAAGUAAUGGAGAGAAUGCUGAGACAGCAAACUCAGCAGGAGACUAUCGAUUAGGAGGUAAUGCUAGAAAGUUUAGAGGGAACAAGAAAUCACAGCACUCUGUGCCUAAUGCUCAUGUGCGUUCAGAAAUUAAAGAUCUUGAACAGGUGCGAAAGGAAAGGCAGAAAAAGGCAAGUAAGAUAUCAUUAAUGAAGGGCAAAGGCAACAAGAACAAAGGUAAAAAAUCUGGUAGGAGUGGUAAAAGAGGAAAGUCCAAGUAGCAGAAGCUUGUGAGAUUCAAUUGCCAAGAGAUCAUUGCAGAGUCACUGAGAGCAGAUGACAUAUGAUAUUGGUGGUCACUAGCAAAAAGUUUUGAGCUUCCAACAAUUGUUUUAAUGGCACAACGGAUGCUCAUUCUCUUUUAUUAUAUCCAGUUAUAUGGGCUGUGUUUAUAUAUAUGCCACACAAGGCUUUUUCCCCUCUUCAAGUAAGGGCAUGUUCAUCCUCUGUACCUUCUUCUCACAUAAAUGGCAUUGUUUGGUUCAUUUGUAAGUGCUGGAAUGACUAUUUUUGGAGAAACUGGGAAAUGGUUAUUACCGACUAUUUCACCAGAGCUCGAAUAGCCAAAAGAAUUUAGUAGACAAAAUUACUUUUAAUCAUUUUGUAAAAUUAUUACUUUCAUAUAAUUAUUCAACUCUAGCAUGUAAAACUCUUUGUUUUC